AUGGACCUGGCGGACAAGCUGUCCGGGCUCGACAUGCAUCUCUACAACGCUGAGGACGGCCCGUACCAAUCCGAUUCGGACACGGAGGAUGUCCUCCGUGGCCAUCAAGGUCCGGAACAACCCAGCGGUGGCGCUGGCGGUGGCGGUGGCGCUGGCGGUGGCGGUGGCGCUGGCGGGGGCCCGAAACAGCCUGGUGACGACACCUUUGAUGAAAAGGAAGGGCGUGGUCCGGCAGUGGCGCGUGGGGGUGGCUCCGGGGCCGACGACGAGUGGGAAGUUGUCCCCCGGCAUCCAGACUGGGAUGUGGUUCCUCGGCACGGCGGCGAGGAGGAGGAUGCACACAGGGCGCGUGAGCCACAGGCGCCGUCGUUGAACGCGGACUGGGUCGUGUGUGAGAAGGGACGGGAUGGGGAGGUGCAGAUGUUCGAGGGUCAGCGAGUGGAGAAUACCAAUGCGUCGCCGACGUCGUCCGAGAAGUCGGCGUCUCUCCCUGGACCCGGCGAGAGUGUCGCCACGAGACCCGAGAUACGCGGUCCCGCAAGACCCGAUCCAGGCACGUUAUCACAGAUUGCAUGCGAUUCGCAACCCAGCUCCUCGCGGGCGCUGAAGACCCAGACCCAAAUACCGCCACCAGGCCAAGCACUGUCCAGCCUGACCGCGCCGAUCCCAGCACCGUUGAGACGGUCAUACGAACGCGUUCGUCCAGGGAACAUGGUCCGACGAUGCGCGAAGCAAUCGGCCCCGGAUGACAAGGCUCGAGAGGACCAACCACCACAUCCACCGCAGUCAAUCCCGCUCCGCAUCCCGACCAGUCGCAACGCCAGACCCAGCCGCAACCCCAACAUCAACCGACCGCUCUCGCCCGACGAAAAGGAGCUGCCCUUCUUGGCUCCAAGGGCCGCUGCCGCCGCCGCCGCGGCUCGAGCGUCCACGAGCCAAAAGUAUGGUCAGAUUUCCGCUCAACUGCGGGCGCAGGCCGACCGGGAGCAACAAGCCGCGCUGACGGCCGAGCAGCAAAGGAUGGACGACAGACUGGAGCGGACAGAGCGUGCCGUGGCUGAUUGGUACGGCUUGCCUCAUGGAUAUGGUCCACAUUUUUAUUAGUACAUUUCCCCCCUUCCACUGAGGAGUGUGCUGGUCUCGAUUUCUGGGGCUUGGGCCCAGCGGAACAAGACUUCUCGUGGUGCGGCGUGAGGCUCAUGGCACCUGUCAUGUCAGACUUGGGGACUUCUGGUGAAGUCAAGCGGAGCCGCCAGAGCAGCUAGUCAUCAUGGGCGUGCUUGGGACAAUGUGUCGACCUGCCAGGGCGGCCGAGAGCAGAAUCAAACAACACCUAACAUGUGUAAGCAGUUUUGCAUAUUACGCCAGAUGACUUGAUGACUUGAACAUUUUCCUG
Messenger RNA from Cladophialophora immunda, 1396 nucleotides. RefSeq lists its product as uncharacterized. The coding region runs from base 1 to 1104 and encodes 367 amino acids. The record is from RefSeq and is a predicted model, not a curated record. The transcript has a single exon. NCBI's taxonomy places the organism in Eukaryota, Fungi, Ascomycota, Eurotiomycetes, Chaetothyriales, Herpotrichiellaceae.